This is a messenger RNA of Parascedosporium putredinis, 1926 nucleotides long. The record is from the annotation of a GenBank genome assembly. Lineage: Eukaryota; Fungi; Ascomycota; Sordariomycetes; Microascales; Microascaceae.
AUGGAGCAGGAAGAGGGACAGGAAGCCUCGAGCGUGCGUGGGACAACUGCUGCUUCCAUCCAGGAUGACCUGAAAUCCGAAGGCAGCCACGAUCCCCCAGAGACUAGUACUCCCCUACCAACUUUAGAUCCAAAACCCAGCCACACGUUGCUUCACCUUGUGAGCCCUACUAAGGAUGAGGACCAAGCGGACAUUGAUAUUAUCGCCAUACCUGGUCUCGAUACGAGAUCGCCAGAAACCUGGACCUGGAAGCCGCGUAAUAAAGGCCGACUUAGCCGAGCCCUCACGGAACUCAUUGAUAGUCUGGUGGAUGCAACCUCUGCCUGCCUCGACAUCGUUUCACAUCCCCUUAGUCUUACCGUGCCCCAUGUCCUUAUGAACAAGUUCCCGAGUCCGGAUGACCCUAAUUAUCAGCUAGUCUCUGAGAAGAUUCGGUGGAUGCUUCUCACCAUCCGUGGAUUCUCAUCACCUAACGCCGCCGAUAAUUAUAUACGCGAAAGGCACUAUACUCCAGAGAGACUCCAGAUAGAGCGUAUCUCGGGCGACUGUUUGCCAAUGGACACGUGCUAUAUCAAUCUUGCUCUCAUCCAGCACAGUGACCCAUUGAAAGGAGCGAGGGAUGAAAGCGACAUGCCCAAGUCAUCUCCGUUCUCAUAUACUUCUCGGCUCAUGAUCGAGACUCCAGACAAAAGUCGACACAUGGAGUUAGCCAAAUCUUCUGGGCAUUUUCAGUCGACCAGGAAGCCCGACCUAGAGCUAGAGACAGUCGGAUUUCAGCGAGAGCAAGUCAAUGACUAUCUUGAAGCCACCAUGCCUGACGCGCCCGACAAGGUAAAGGUGAAGGAUAUGAAACUAUUUCUAACGAGAAAUCCACUACUCCACGGCCUUGUUCGGAUUCCGAUUCAACUCGACGCAUUCUGCUUUACCUGGGACGAAAGCUCCGAUAUGGAGGAUUCCCCGCAAACCAUGACUGACGUUUACUGUGCCAUUGAGAACAAGUUGUGGAAGAAAGACAUCCCUCGCCUUGGCCUUGGAGGAGAUCUCUGCGCCAAAACCCACGAGGCCCUCAGGCCUCAUGACUUUCUACAGAGACACAAGUACAACUCGCGAUACGAUAUUUUCUGGCGCUUUGUAUCUGGGUUGCUAUACCUUGGCCUAGAGAAGGAUUACCUAUCCUUCUUUAAGGCGCUUGAGCAAGAGCCCGUCGACCUUUUAGGGCCCUCGCACCAGAGGUUGAUCAUGCACUGCCUCAAUGAAGCUGGUCAAAGGACAGGCCAGCGAGGUGAGGUGAGCAAACUCCGAGCCAAGUUAGAAGAGAGGUUAUUGCAAUGGCUCUACUUGGAAUGCAACUAUACUGGCAAAACAUACCUCGCAAGAGAAACGGAGUUUCCCAACAAAGUUCUAGAGAGAGCUCUCAAAGAGGGUUCUCGAGACCAAAGACGAAUCACCGUAGAGGCCCUCCGGUAUCGAGCUUACUUGUCAGAGCUAUUGGAGGGCAUGCUUAUGGCGCUGCUUCAGGAUACAGACCUACAAUGGAACGAUAAAAACGUGAUCAUUUCUCUGCUCCAGAAACAACCAAAUCUCUCGGAGGCCACAGUGAAUUUGCUUCUCGAACUGAUGAAAGAUGAGGAUGGAUAUGAGGAUGGAUAUUCUAAGGCUGCAAAGAUAGCUGCUGAAGUGCUCACCCGAUCGAACCUCCCAGCGACUGCAGUGAACCAGCUCUUGGCGAUGCUCGAGGACGCGGGUUCGAAGGUGCAGGAGCAAGCUAUUAAGAUGCUCGCAAUCCAAUCGGGCCUAACGCAGUUUGCAGACGCCAAGUUAAGAGCGUUGCUAGCUACGAACCCUCGCAUUUUAGGUUCUAUGUUAAAGGAUCGGUGGUUCCGAUUCAGCACACUUCUGAAGGAGCUCAAGAAGCCGCUACCUUAG